Rotaria sp. Silwood2 is the source of this 2120-nucleotide messenger RNA. NCBI's taxonomy places the organism in Eukaryota, Metazoa, Rotifera, Eurotatoria, Philodinida, Philodinidae. The record is from the annotation of a GenBank genome assembly.
UGAUUAUGAGAGUAAUAAAAACAAUAGUAAAAAAGAAAGAAAACUAAGAUUCUUUUUCUUUUGAAUAUUGUAUAAUUAUAUAUAUAUAUAUAUAUAAAACAAAUCAAAGAAAAAAAAUAUAUAUUUUUUUUAUUAUUUUUUUUUUCAAGAAAGAAAAUGAAAUAAAUCAUUUGUUUGUUUGUUUUUUUUUUCAUAGGAAAUUUUUUUUUACAUUAUGAGAAUAAUAUUAGAGGAUAGUCGAAUAAUGCAAAUAUAUGGUAGAUACAAGAACAAAAAGUAAAAAAAAAUCAAAUGAGCUUCCUACUGUUUUCUUUGUAUAAUUUCCCUCUCUCAAUAUCUCUUUCCAUUUAUCAUUUCAUGUCUCUUUCUCUCUCUCUCUCUCUAUUUCAGUUUAUCCAUUACGUGCAAAUUCCAUUAAUAUUCAUCCAAAUGCUCGAUGGCAACAGAAUGGUCUUAGUGUCUCUGGAGGUAAUGGAGAUGGUAAUGGAAUCAAUCAACUCACAUACCCAUUGGGUUUAUAUGUGGAUGAUGAUCAAACAAUUUAUGUUGCUGAUCAAGACAAUCAUCGUAUUAUAGAAUGGAAAAGAGGUGCGACGAAUGGCCAAGUGAUUGCCGGUGGAAAUGAACAAGGAAGUGGAAUACAUCAAUUGUCUUACCCAUCAGAUGUGAUUGUCGACAAAGAGACUGAUAGUCUCAUUAUCUGCGAUUAUGAGAAUAGAAGAGUAGUUCGAUGGCCUCGUCGAAAUGGAACAAGUGGAGAAACAAUCAUCUCCAACUUCAAAUGUGUGAGUUUGACAAUGAACGAGAAUGGGUUUCUAUAUGUCGUCGAUUUUGGAAAAAAUGAAGUGAGACGAUAUCGAAGAGAAGAAUCUCAAGGAAUAGUGGUUGCAGGUGGUAAUGGACGUGGAAAUCGUCUCGAUCAACUCUGUGACCCAUGGUACGUAUUCGUCGAUCAAAAUAAUUCAGUAUAUGUAUCUGAUUGUGGAAAUCAUCGUGUAAUGAAAUGGAUGGAAGGUGAAACACAAGGCAUUGUCGUGGCUGGUGGUCAAGGACAAGGAAAUGGUCUCGCACAAUUGUCAUAUCCUCGAGGAGUCGUUGUCGAUGAAUUGGGCACUGUCUAUGUGGCUGAUGGAUUGAAUGACCGAAUCAUGUGUUGGACGAAAGGAGCUACACAAGGAAAUGUUAUUGUUGGUGGAAAUGGUGAAGGAGAACAAUCAAAUCAACUGAAUGACCCGUUCGGAAUUGAUAAACAUCAUAUGUGUUCACAAAAAACUCUUAUGUCGGAUUCAUCAACUUGUUCAAAUACAGUUGGUUCCAAGUCAUUACAAGAGACGCACAAUGAACGCAUGGAAAAAUUUCAAUUUCUAGUUGAUCGAUAUGAUAUCAAUCCGGAGUUCGCAGCAAGAUUACGAUCACUAGAAGGAUUCGAAAUUGUAUUCAUUAUUGAUGCUGAUGUACAUGGUCCAUAUGACCGUAAUCCAACAAGAUGGGAUGAACUUCGACAAACGGUUUCCAUUGUAGUUGAUAUUGCAUGUGUUUUUGAUCCCAAUGGAAUUGACCUUUUCUUUUUAAAUCGUCAAGCAAUGCGUAAUGUCAAAAAUGCUGAACAACUUAUUCCUGUAUUUGCUGUUCCACCAGCAGGGUUAACUCCAAUGGUUCGUGCAUUACGACAAGUUUUAGAAGAAAAACAAGUUGACAUUAAAGAACGAAAAUUACUAAUAUUAAUUGCUACAGAUGGUCUACCAACAGAUGAUAAAGGAAAUAAAGAUUUAAAACCAUUUGAACGUGUAUUACGUUAUGAACGUAAGCCAAUUGAUCAAAUUCCAGUUAUAAUUAUUGCUUGUACCGAUGAUACUAAAUGUAUUGAUUAUCUUAAUAAUUUGGAUAAAAAAAUACCUAAAUUGGAUGUUGCUGAUGAUUAUAAAUCAGAAAGAGAAGAAAUUCAUAAAGCACAAGGGGCAGAUUUUCCAUUUAGUUUUGGUGACUAUGUUGUCAAAAUACUGAUCGGUGCAAUUGAUAGCUGGUUUGAUCCACUUGACGAACGUCGUGUGACUGGCACUCGUCCACCGGAUCGACAUACUCAUAGAGAAAAAAAGAAAGACAAAUGCUCUCUGUCAUGA